Messenger RNA from Lotus japonicus, 788 nucleotides. Its product is annotated as protein LIGHT-DEPENDENT SHORT HYPOCOTYLS 4-like. Gene Ontology annotation, cellular component: nucleus. The coding region runs from base 127 to 651 and encodes 174 amino acids. The transcript has a single exon. Lineage: Eukaryota; Viridiplantae; Streptophyta; Magnoliopsida; Fabales; Fabaceae. Gene Ontology annotation, biological process: mRNA transcription; response to light stimulus. The record is from RefSeq and is a predicted model, not a curated record.
CAAAUCAAUUCCCAAAUUCCACCAAAUAUAAAAACCACACCUAAAUCACACACAUUCACACAAAUUCAAUCCCCAAUUCCAAUCCCAAAUCUCCAAGAUAGGGAAAUCUCAGUUCAUAGCUUUACCAUGUCAGCCGCCACCGCAGCCGCUGCUGCCGUCGCAGCAGCCGCCACCUCCCAAACCACAAUCAUUCCCUCCUCCUCCUCCGCCAGAACCUCCGCCGUCGCACCACCACGAAUGCUGCAAGUUUCUCCCGUCGCUCUUCCUCGAUUCAGCAGAUACGAUUCCCUAAAGAGACAUGACUGGACCACCUUCCGCCAGUACCUGACAAACCACCACCCCUCCCUUACCCUCUCUCGCUGCGGCGGCGAAAUCGCUCUGGAUUUCCUCCGCUACCUGGACCGGUUCGGCGAGACCAAAAUUCACACUGAAAAUUGUGAGUAUUUUGGGGAUUGUUACCCACCAGGUCCGUGUCCUUGCCCUCUGAAGCAAUCAUGGGAUGGUCUUGAUGGAAUCGUGGGUCGGUUGCGUGUGGCGUUUGAAGAGAACGGUGGGUUGCCGGAGAUGAACCCGUUCCGGGGAAAUGCGGUGAGGGUGUACCUCAGGGAAGUGAGAGAUGCUCAAGCUAGAGCUAGAGGGAGAGGUCAGUGAUGAUGUGAGUUUAAGGGCUGUGAAUUCAGGUUAUGGUGGUGGUGGCUUUGUUCAUUUUUCUGAUUCAAAUGGGGUUGAUCCUAGAAUUGUUAAAGUGUUUUCAAUUUUUUGAUCACUGGUUGUUUUGAUUGUGGUUA